Messenger RNA from Nicotiana attenuata, 6287 nucleotides. RefSeq lists its product as uncharacterized. Gene Ontology annotation, molecular function: protein binding; nucleosome binding. The record is from RefSeq and is a predicted model, not a curated record. The transcript is spliced from 19 exons. Bases 137 to 6196 code for a protein of 2019 amino acids. Gene Ontology annotation, cellular component: nucleus. Gene Ontology annotation, biological process: chromatin organization. Lineage: Eukaryota; Viridiplantae; Streptophyta; Magnoliopsida; Solanales; Solanaceae.
GGAAACAAUUCGACGCAGAGAACGAAGGAUUUAACACUGAGAACUGCUAAUAUUAUUAACAGAAAGUUCGCCCGCCCAAUUUCUUGAAUGGAGAAAAUCCGUUAGAGUUCAACUCGGCUCAUAGUUGUUUGCUACAAUGUUUUCAAUUGCAGCUAUCAAUGAUACAGACUCAAAAAGCCAAUGGGAACCUUUAGCCCCAACCAAAGAAGCCCAGGAAUUUCAUUUAUCACAAACUUACCAUGAAGGACUUUUGAAACUGGAAGCUAAAGACUAUAAAAAAGCUCGUGAGCUUUUGGAGGCUGUGUUAAAGGAUCCUUUGGUCUCAAACUCUCAGGUGGAUAGUAAUUCUAGUGAUGGUCAUCUUUUGCAGCUCAGAUUUUUGGCACUGAAGAAUCUUGCCAAUGUUUUUCUACAACAAGGUGCUCCAUACUACAAAGAUGCUUUGCAAUGCUAUCUUCAAUCUGUAGAGAUUGAUAAUAAGGAUGCUGUUGUCUGGAAUAAGCUGGGAACUUUAGCAUGCUCAAUGGGAUCGUUGAGCAUUUCCCGCUGGGCAUUUGAACAAGGGUUAUAUUGCAGUCCCAAUAACUGGAAUUGCAUGGAAAAACUUUUAGAAGUGCUUAUUGCUAUAGGUGAUGAGGUUGACUGCCUUUCAGUUGCUGAACUAAUUCUAAGACAUUGGCCUUCCCAUUCUCGAGCUUUGCAUGUUAAAAGAACUAUUGAAGAGUCUGAACCAAUUCCAUUUGCCCCACGAGGGAUAGACAAGCUAGAACCUAAACAUAUGCGGCUGAAAUUCCCAGAGAAGAGAAAAGCUGCAGGUGAUGACCUUGAUGAAGAACCUGUUUCCAAAAAGUUGAAGCAAAGUUUGGAGUUCUGCCUUGCAGAUGUUUCCUGGACAGCUCUUGCCAGUGAACUCUUGAAAAUUUUACAUCCAUCAAUUGAAUCUAGUUCUGAACUUGGACUAGGGAAAAACAUAUCUGGUGAUGUUACAGUAAGCAUUAAAUUGUCCAACAUACCAGGAAAAUCUAAGGAUCCUUCAGAAAGGAAAACUACUUCAGUCUCCACAGCUGCUGAAAACAUUUGCGUUGUGGAUUACAAGUCUGAGAAAGGUAGUGCUGGUAGAGAAAAACAAUCAAGUAUUUGUGGAGAACAACCUCAAGAAAGACGAAGCAGCCGCCUGGAAAGGCUCAGGAGUCGUAAACCAGACAAAGAAGAAUUGGAUUUUGAGACCAACAGGGACCUUGCUAAAGUUGUAAUGCAAUUUCUAGGACCCUAUCUUGUGAAUCAAGCAGGAUUUGCAGACAAAGCUGAGGAUCUUCCUAAUUCACCGGAUACAGAGUGUAGUGAUGUUGUUGAAUUUGUCCUGAAAUCGACAAGAAAUCACGGUGCUUACCACUUGGGUCACAUGCUCCUGGAAGAAGUUGCCAACCGAGGCAUUUUGUAUCAGGAUAGCACGUCUAAAUUUUUAGAUCUGGAGAAGGUGAUAAGGUUUUGGGGCCAGGAGAGAACUCCUGAGUGCAAUUUGUUUCUUGCUGAGUUAUAUCAUGAUUUUGGUUUAUGUUCUUCUGACACUUCAAAAAAGUCUAGCUUGAUGUCAGAGGCUUCAUAUCAUCUAUGCAAAAUAAUUGAAUGCGUCGCUUUGGACUAUCCAUUCCACAUUAUUGGCAGGAAAGAAAGCUCUUCAAUGAGGGAGCAUUGCCAGAAUAAUGGUCAUAGUGGAUAUCCUCAAAGUAGUAAAAAUGAUGGGUUUUGGGUUCGCUUUUUUUGGUUAAGUGGGCAAUUGUCUAUAUCAGAUGGUGACAAAGCGAGAGCCCGAGAAGAGUUCUCUAUUUCAAUGGAACUUUUGACAAAUAAGGAAAGCAAAAUUGACUUCGUUUCAUUGUCCCACUUAAAAUCGUAUAAGAGCCUGACUGUCGAUAGAAUACUCCAUGAGAUUCAUCUACUGGACGUUGAUUUUCUAAUGAAGGAUGGUAUCCAUCAGUUAGUUGAUAAAAAUCUGCACUCUGAGUGUGUGAAGACACUUGCUCCUCUUCUCUUUUCCUCAAAAGAGGUCCGUGCUGAAUCAUUACGUGUCACCAGUCAUACAGAGAGAGGGCUAAAUUCAAUUGAACUGUCUGCCUUAGAUAUUUUAAUAAAAGGAUGUGAGGAGACGGAGCCACUGGACAUUGAGGUCUAUUUAAAUUGCCAUAAAAGGAAGUUGCAGGUGCUCAUUACUGCUGCUAGUGAGGAAGAAUAUCAGCUUUCUAACCAGAUGAAAGAUUCAAAAAUGUUAUCUAUCUCUGACUCAGAGUCAAAAGAAAUCCCAAGUGACCUCUGGAACUUGGUUGCUCAAGAAGUGAAGGCAAUAUCUCAGUGUGCGUCAAGGAUAAAGAGCAUCAGUAACCCUUCUGAAAGCUAUAGUGGUGUUCCAAUGACUGUCAUUAGUGAUAUUCAAUCGUCGCUGCUGAUGUUUAUGUGUAACAUUGCCAACACAUAUUCUUGUAAGAAAUUUUCUGGCCCAGGAAUUUCAGAUCAUAGGGAACAGAGAGAAAGCUCGUACUUUGUAGAUGCAGCUAUUGCAUUCUGUAAACUCCAACACUUGAUCCCAAAUGUUCCUAUAAAAGCUCAAACAGAGUUGAUCGUGGCAAUCCAUGACAUGCUUGCUGAGUUUGGUGUCUGCUGUGCAAAUGCAACUGGUGAAGAGGAAGAAGGAACAUUUCUAAAACUUGCAAUAAAGCACCUCUUGAACUUGGAUAUGAAACUGAAAUCUAACUUUCACUCUGUCUGCAAGGAAUUUGAAAUGUCUCAGUGCGACGAACAGUCUUCUCAUGAUAAUAAUGUAGGGAGAUCUGAGCAACUUUCUCAUGGAAGCAACAUCAAAGUGUUAUCAAAUGUAUCAAAUUUGGACAACCUAAAUGUGACAGGUCAGGUAGAUAGAGAUGAAGCUACUGCUUCAGAUAAAGAUGCUGUUGAGAGGAUUAGUGCAGAAGCCAUUUCUGCCAGUAAAGCUCUGGAGGUUGAGAAAACUAAAGUGGAGAAAAGUAAGAAUACUGGUGAUGUCUCUGAUGGUUCGUACCCUAGAUCGGAGAAAUCAAAGGAUCAAUUGGUCGAAGAUGGAACCGAGCUAAGUGAAGAUGAAAAGGAGGAGCUUGAAGUUGCCAUUGAUAAUGCUUUGGAUCAGUGCUUUUACUGUCUGUACGGAUUGAAUCUAAGGUCUGAUGCAUCUUAUGAAGAUGAUUUAGCUGCGCAUAAGAACACAAGCCGGGGUGAUUACCAAACUAAGGAACAAUGUGCUGACGUUUUUCAGUAUAUACUUCCCUAUGCAAAAGCUUCUUCUAAAACCGGGCUCAUUAAACUCCGAAGAGUCCUUAGAGCUAUACGAAAGCACUUUCCGCAACCACCAGAUGAUGUUUUAGCUGGAAAUGCAAUAGACAGGUUUUUAGAUGGUCCUGAAAUGUGUGAAGACAAACUCUCUGAGGAAGCAGGAUCCAGUGGCUUUUUGGAAUCCAUGACAAAGAUAUUAUUGUCAGAUCCCAGAAGCCUCAAACAGCAGAAACCAUCAUCAAAAGGAAGUUCUGAGCCAUACCUGGAAGUUUAUAGCAACUUGUAUUAUCUUCUUGCUCAGUCUGAAGAAAUGAAUGCAACUGAUAAAUGGGCUGGCUUUGUUCUGACAAAAGAAGGGGAGGAAUUUGUGCAGCAAAAUGCAAAUCUCAUCAAAUAUGAUUUAAUUUACAAUCUCCUACGCUUGGAGAGUUGGCAGAAACUUGCAAAUAUAUAUGAUGAGGAGGUAGACUUGCUGCUAAAUGAUGGAAGCAAGCAAAUAAAUGUUCUGGGAUGGAGAAAAAAUGCUGUUUUAUCUGAGAGAGUUGAGGCAAGUCGCAGAAGGAGCAGACGAUGUUUGUUGAUGACUUUAGCUUUAGCCAAAACAGCAGAUCAACAGGCUGAGAUACAUGAGUUAUUGGCGUUAGUAUAUUAUGAUGGUCUUCAGAAUGUAGUACCAAUCUAUGAUCAAAGAUCUGUUUUGCCGUCCAAAGAUUCAGCAUGGUUGAUGUUCUGUCAAAACUCAAUGAGACACUUUCAGAAGGCCUUUGCACACAAGGAGGAUUGGUCGCAUGCAUUCUAUCUGGGGAAACUCUCCGAGAAGCUUGGAUACUCACAUGAGAUGUCAUUUUCAUUCUAUGCUAAAGCUAUUGCUUUGAAUCCAUCUGCUGCAGAUUCUUUCUAUAGGAUGCAUGCUUCACGGUUGAAGUUACUUUGCACAUGUAGGAAACAAGAUGAGGAGGCCUUGAAGGUUGUUGCUGCGCACUGUUUCAAUGAAUCGACUCAGGAUACUGUGAUGGAUAUCCUCAGUAAGGUUUGCCCAUCAAUUUCAGAAUCAAUGUGCUCCGAGGAAAGAACUCCCGAUGCUUACUCUGUAAAUGAUGUAAAAGGGGAUUCACAUUUUGAAGGGGUGUGGCAGAUGCUUUACAAUGAUUGUCUUUCUGCCCUUGAAAUAUGUGUGGAAGGGGACCUGAAACAUUUUCAUAAGGCUAGAUAUAUGCUUGCUCAAGGCCUAUAUCGAAGAGGUGGGAAGAUGGAUAUAGAGAAGGCAAAGGAGGAACUUUCUUUCUGCUUUAGGUCGGCUCGUUCUUCAUUCACAAUAAACAUGUGGGAGAUUGACAGUAUGGUUAAAAAGGGAAGGCGCAGAACCCAAGGUUGCUCAGGGAACAGGAGAGCCCUAGAAGUUAACUUGGCAGAAAGUUCUCGGAAGUUCAUUACUUGCAUCCGCAAGUACAUAUUAUUCUAUUUAAAACUGCUGGAGGAGACAGGAGACAUAUGUACCCUUGAUCGGGCUUAUUUCUGUCUUAGGACAGAUAAGAGGUUCUCCUUAUGCCUUGAAGAUCUCAUUCCAGUUGCUCUUGGACGAUACUUAAAGGCAUUAAUUUCAUCUAUACAUCAAACUGACCAUAUGUCUUUUGCUGCUAGCAACUCUAGUGAGCAUCAUCUGGAGAAAAUGUUCUCUCUGUUCAUGGAACAGGUAACCAUGUGGUCUGAUAUUUGUGGCUUACCAGAAAUAAAGAGCUCAGAGUUGACGGAGAGCUGUUUAUUUGGAUAUCUUUAUCGAUAUAUCCAGUCUUUAGAGCAAAAUAUCAAAGUUGAAGCGCUUGAAGGAAUAAAUGAGAAGAUACGCAAGCGUUUGAAGAACCCAAAGCUGUCGAAUAGUAACUGCGCAAAAGUUCACAAGCACGUUUCUGCUGCUUGGUGUCGGUCACUUGUAAUUAGCAUGGCCUUAAUAACACCUUUGCAUUCAAGACUCUCUAGUGAAGUGCAAGUUCCAAAUUCGCCAGCUAAUGGAUUAGAGAAUUCACAACUGCUUUGUGUUGAUCUCCAACUGGAUGAACUAUGGAGUUCAUCUUUUGAGGACAUGAAUCAUUUGAAGGAUCUUGAGAGGAAGUGGAACCCUUCAUUGUCUAAGAUAAAAAAUGUAAUAGUAAAGAGAGCUGCAGAUGAAGAUAUGGAAACUGCUUCUAUGUUGCUUAGGUCUUGCUAUAAUUUUUAUAAGGACACUUUUUGUGCAUUGCUCCCAUCAGGUAUAAACCUUUAUAUGGUGCCAUCUCAAUUUGCUACAGAAACAUAUAUCCAACCUGGCAUAGAUGCAGUUGACAUACUCGAUAUGAACACUUCACGGAAGCUACUUUUGUGGGCCUACACACUUCUGCAUGGCCAUUGCACAAAUGUCUCAGCUGCUAUUAAGUAUUGUGAAGAAAAUUCCAAGUCUAGGAUAAAAAAAGGAACUGGAAGCUCGUUGCCUUCAAGUGCAAAUGCAUCUCCUGCCACCGCUUCCAAUAUAGGUGGAGGAAAAGAUGGAACGAGUAAAAGCGCUGAACCAGAUGUUUCCCCAUUAUCAAAUUCGGGCAAUGCACCAUCUUCUGAAACCGAUGGAUCACAAAAGGUUAAACCUCCCAGUUUGCCAGAAACUGAGAAGACAAGUGGUGCCUCUUUAUCCCAAACGGGGGGCACGAUGGAUGCAUUAUCGACAUCUCCACCUGAAGGAGAGAGUGGUUUCAACAUGACAUCCAUAUCUUUGUCUGAAUCUGUAAGCACUACUUGUCCAAAAGCUGUAUCUGCUGAUCAGGGCCAGAAGGCUUUAUCGGCUGCUCCGCAUUUACAUCAAAACAAUCCUGUUGAUGAGAGCAAGAAAUUGAAUAUGCAGAAUGAUGCGAAACCUGAAAACAUUUGAUGUUGUACAACCUGUUCUAAUCAAUCUGUCCUGCAACUUUGCGCCGUGACUGGUCUAUUAUUGUAUGUAAGCAGUUCCUUCUUUUCUUGAA